Cotesia glomerata is the source of this 705-nucleotide messenger RNA. RefSeq lists its product as uncharacterized. The record is from RefSeq and is a predicted model, not a curated record. Lineage: Eukaryota; Metazoa; Arthropoda; Insecta; Hymenoptera; Braconidae. Bases 38 to 496 code for a protein of 152 amino acids. The transcript is spliced from 2 exons. Gene Ontology annotation, molecular function: nucleic acid binding.
AGUGCAGAAGUUAGAAGCUGGAGAUUACCGCUUACGAAUGGACUUUCAUCAGUUUAUACUUGACUCCAACGACGCAGAUCCAAAUUUUUUACGGGUAAUAUUGUGGACUGAUGAAUCACUCUUCACUCGGGAGGGGUGUUUCAAUCAGCACAAUAGUCAUUAUAAUGCAGAGGAAAAUCCGCACAUGACGGUGAACCGUAAUUUCCCGAAUAAAUGGAAGAUCAAUGUCUGGGGUAAAAUCAUCGGUGACCACGUCAUUCUUUACGAACUACCCGAAACGAUGGACAGCACCCAAUACUUGACAUUCCUGCGCGAUAAACUUUCUCGACUACUAGCUGAAGUGAAUAAGCAGCCGACGUGGUUCCAGCAUGAUGGAGCACCGAGUCACUAUGCUGGUACAGUACAAGAGUUCCUCAACGGGGUUUACCCUCAGUGUUGGUUGGAAAGAAACGGACUACUUUUUGCGGGGAAAUUUCAAGGAAAUGGUUUACUCUGAUGAGCCCGAGGACCAAAUGGAGACCGUGGCCCGAAUUCAUGCUGCUCAGAAAACAGUCACUGCGAAAAUGCUAGAAAAUGUCCGAGAAAAUCUACUCAAGCGAUGCCGGCUCUGUCUUCAAGUGAAUAGACGACAUUUUGAGCCCCUACUUGAUUAAAUGUCGACGUAUUCCUUUUUAUUUUACGAAUAAUUGUAAAUAAAUAAUCGAA